AUGAGAAAUGUUUUCUUUGGUGUAUACUUAGGCAUCUUCAUCCAAGAGAAGAUAAUGAUUAUCGAAAAAAAAGAUUUAAAAGAAUAUGAAAAUUCUCUUAACACCAAAGGAAUUACUUUCCCAAUGAAAUUAAGAGAUAUUACAAAAUUUGAAAAACUUAACCCAGAGCUUCCGGGUAUUAAUGUUUUUUCAGUUGAUAAAUUUACUUUUUAUCCUUUGAGAAUGGCGGAGAAAGAUUGUUUAAAUACUAUUGAUUUAUUUUUGUAUGAAGAAGAUGGUGUUUCACAUUACACACUAAUCAAAAAUUUUAAUCGUUUAAUUAGGCCCCAAAAAACUAAGAGUAAUAAUGGGCCAUUAUUUAUUUGUAAAAGAUGUUUUACACAUUUUACUAAAGAUGAAUUAUUACAAAAACAUAUCACAUAUUGCUCAAAUAAUGAAACAGUUUCUGUUAAGAUGCCAGAAGCAGGUACAAUGUUAUAUUUCAAAAAUUAUGAAAAACAACUUCCAGUGCCCUUUGUAGUUUAUGCAGAUUUUGAAUGUUUUACUAAACCAAUGAAUACUUGUGUACCUAACCCAAAAGAAUCUUUUAGUUACAAUUAUCAAAAGCAUGAACCAUCAGGAUUUUGUAUUUACAUUAAAGGGAUAGACCCUAAUAUAUCAUUUAAAACAAUUAUUUACACAAAGAAUGAUGAUAGUGAUAAUGUAGCUGAGAUAUUUGUUAACAAACUUGCAGAAGUAACAAAAAGUAUAUAUAAUGAUUUUUAUCGUCGACCAAAACCACUUAGGUUGAGUAAAGAGGAACAGAAAUCAUUUGAUAAAGCGGAAAUUUGCCAUAUUUGUAGUCGCGAAUUAAAAGAAGAUAAAGUAAGAGAUCAUUGCCAUUUUACUGGAAAGUAUCGUGGAGCAGCACAUAAUAGUUGUAAUAUUAGAUGUAGAAAACCGAGAGUACUACCAGUUAUAUUCCACAAUCUUCAAGGUUAUGAUGCUCAUUUGUUUAUAAAGCAACUUGCUACUCUUUCAGGUGAGUUAAAUUGCAUACCAUCUACUGAAGAAAAGUAUAUUUCAUUUUCAAAGGAUAUUAAGGUUGGUGAGUACAAAGACCCGUCUGGAUCAGUAAAACCAAUAAAUUUUGAAAUAAGAUUUAUAGAUUCAUUUAAGUUUCUUCAAACAUCGCUUGCCAAUCUUGUUUCAAAUCUAUCCCCAGAUGAUUUUCAUAAUACAAAAAAAGCAUUUAAGAAAAAUGUAAACCUAUUAACUCGUAAGGGAGUUUAUCCAUAUGAUUAUGUUUCGUCACUAGAAAGGCUGAUCGAAACACAAUUACCUCCAAAAGAGGAAUUUUAUUCAAAGCUAAAUGAUGAAGACAUAACUGAUGAUGAUUACCAACAUGCUAAUAAUGUUUGGGAUACUUUUGGGUGUAAAACAAUUAGAGAUUAUCAUGAUCUUUACCUAAAGUCUGAUGUCCUACUUUUAUCAGAUGUAUUUGAAAACUUUAGAAAAACUUGCCUCAAACAUUACAACCUUGAUCCAGCUCAUUAUUACACUUCCCCCGUGCUAGCUUGGGAUGCGUGCCUCAAAGAGACAGGCCAACAUUUAGAGUUACUACAUGAUUAUGACAAACUAAUGAUGUUUGAGAGAGGUAUUCGUGGAGGAAUAUCUCAUAUAUCAAAGCGAUAUGGAGAAGCGAAUAACAAAUAUAUGAAAGACUACGAUCCUGAUAAACCUUCUACUUAUAUCCAAUAUCUCGAUGCAAAUAAUCUUUACGGAUGGGCAAUGACACAACAACUUCCAACGCAUGGGUUUAGUUGGAUGAAAAACCUAACAAAAGAGCAUGUAAUGGACAUCCUAGAUAAAGCAAAUCAUAGUAUGUCAAAUCGUGGGAGAAAAGGGUAUAUAUUUGAGGUAGAUUUGGAAUACCCGCCCAAGCUAUGGGCCGGCCAUAAUGACUAUCCGCUUGCACCUGAAAAGAUGAUUGUUAAUGGUGUUGAAAAACUUAUCUGUCAUUUUAAGCCCCGAAAAAACUAUGUUGUACAUUAUCGUAAUCUUAGGCAAUAUCUUGAGAUGGGAAUGAGGUUAACUGCUGUUCAUAGAGGAAUAUCAUUUUACCAAUCUUCUUGGAUGGAGCCUUACAUAAGAAAAAAUACAGAACUUCGAAAAACAGCAGCUAACAGUUUUGAAAAAGACUUUUUCAAACUAAUGAAUAAUAGCGUUUUUGGAAAGACAAUAGAGAACAUAAGAAAAAGACAGAAUAUAAUUCUUAUUGAUGAUCGUAAGAAAGCUGCCAAACUAACGAGCCGGCCAAACUUUGACCGCGCAACAAUAUUUGACCGCAACCUUAUUGCAGUUCAUAUGAAGCGUACAGAAGUGUAUUUUAACAAACCAGUAUAUGUUGGCCAAGCAAUACUUGAUCUGUCAAAAACAUUAAUGUUUGAUUUUCAUUACAAUUAUAUCAAAAAGAAAUACCGGCAUGGGGCUGAGUUAAUGUUUACAGAUACUGAUUCACUUUUAUACCAAAUUCAUACAGAUGAUUUUUACCAUGAUAUAACCCAUGAUAUUCUUGAGAAGUUUGACACAUCUGAUUAUCCUCCUGAUCACCCGUCUGGUAUACCAACAGGAGUUAACAAAAAAGUAAUAGGAAUGUUUAAAGAUGAAGUAGCGGGAAAACAGAUUACACAUUUUAUUGGUCUUCGUCCAAAACUUUAUACUUUUAAGAUAGAGGAUGGAAAUACUACUAAAAAGUGUAAAGGAAUAAAGAAAAGUGUAGUAAAAAAGGGAAUAGAUUUUGAGCAUUAUUUUGAGUGUUUAUUUACUGGAGAAAAGCAAAUGAGAACCAUGAAAAUUAUAAGAAGUGAUUCCCAUGAUAUUUACUCAAAGGAAAUAAAUAAAAUAGCUUUGAGUAAUGAAGAUGAUAAAAGAAAGGUCCUUGAGGACUGUGUACACACUUUGGCUCUUAGGUAAUUUUAGUUUUAAGAUAACAAGUUACAAAUAAUAAAUGUCGCCGUAUACAGAAGAUCAAAUAAAAAGAUACUUGAAAUAUUGCAUAAUUAUACUAAACCUAAAGAAGAAAAAGAGGACGAGAUCGGCGCUAGUAGAAAAGCUAAAUGCUGUAACUGCCCAAAUAGUGAACGUUUUACUAUUCAUUUUGGUCAAAAAAUCUGUGAUGAAUAUGGAGUAUCAAACGGCCAUGUAUUAGGUUUUUUUGAUGCUAAAGAUUAUGAUAGAUUACAUUUUCGAAAAAAGAGUAUUUAUCAGAGACGCUACUAUUACGAGAAAAAGGUUAAUCAAGUUUCUAAAAGACUCCAUCUAACAGAUGAACAAAGAUAUGAACUUUAUAAUAAACUAAUGGCAAUAGACAAUAACGCCAUGGAAAUACUAAACAAACGAUUUUGCCGGAAGAGAAUGAUAAGUAUUUUUUAUUUGAUUAAAAAACUUUUGGAGGAAAUGGGGGGAGAAUAUAGCAAAGCGAGCAAACUAGUUUAUCUUAAGAUUUCGCCACAAACUCUGGAAAAUUAUGAAAAGUGGUGGGCCUCCUACAAAUCACUCAACAACGGCCUCAGCCACGCCUUUGUGGAAAAACCAGUAAACAAUCCCAGUUAG
This is a messenger RNA of Porites evermanni, 3594 nucleotides long. NCBI's taxonomy places the organism in Eukaryota, Metazoa, Cnidaria, Anthozoa, Scleractinia, Poritidae. The record is from the annotation of a GenBank genome assembly.